Onychostoma macrolepis is the source of this 2931-nucleotide messenger RNA. It is a transcript of the gene slc25a16, whose product is annotated as solute carrier family 25 member 16. The record is from RefSeq and is a predicted model, not a curated record. The coding region runs from base 373 to 1338 and encodes 321 amino acids. The transcript is spliced from 10 exons. Gene Ontology annotation, cellular component: mitochondrial inner membrane. Lineage: Eukaryota; Metazoa; Chordata; Actinopteri; Cypriniformes; Cyprinidae. Gene Ontology annotation, biological process: transmembrane transport.
CAGAUGAAUGCAAUCAACAACAAUCAAAAUCAUCAUCAUGAUUAACGUAAAUACAUUUUAAUUUCACAUCACAUAAAAAAAAAAUUGCAAUGCACAGUAUUGCCAAAAAUCACAUGUAAUAUUUUAUCUUACUAUGUCUGAUAAAUGAAUGUAAUGUAGAUGAAUGCUAAAAACAACGCACAAAAUGAAAUGCUGUGGUGCGGCUCGUUGACACGCAAUUACGUGGUAAUGCUGCGACAGGAAACGAAUCAGUGAAGGACACGAUGUGGACGGAACUGCCGACAAACACGUGAAAACGUGUAUUCCUGAUCUCUGACUUGUGUGUUAGUGUGCUGAAGCCAUGAAUGUACUGCAGUCCUGAUAGCAGCCAUCAUGACGACAGAGGCUGUGUCCUCAGGGACCCGGGCUCAGAUCCCAGCUCCUGUCCAGAAAGACUACUACUACUGGUUACGCUCUUUCACAGCUGGAGGUGUUGCAGGAUGCUGUGCCAAGUCCACCAUAGCGCCUCUUGACAGAGUGAAAAUUUUACUACAAGCUCAAAAUCCUCAUUACAAACACCUUGGAGUGUUUGCCACACUUAAGGCAGUGCCAAAAAAAGAGGGUUUUCUUGGACUAUAUAAAGGAAAUGGAGCCAUGAUGAUCAGGAUUUUCCCAUAUGGAGCCAUUCAGUUUAUGGCUUUUGAUAACUACAAAAAGUUCCUUAACACACGACUUGGAAUAUCUGGGCAUAUUCAUCGGCUCAUGGCAGGAUCUAUGGCAGGGAUGACUGCAGUUAUUUGCACCUAUCCACUCGAUGUCAUCCGAGCUCGCUUGGCGUUUCAAGUGACAGGAGAGCAUCGCUACACUGGCAUACGAAACGCCUUUCAGACUAUUUACCUUAAGGAAGGAGGAAUUUCUGGAUUCUACCAUGGUCUGACCCCUACAAUAAUUGGCAUGGCUCCAUAUGCAGGCUUUUCUUUUUUUACAUUCGGUACAUUGAAGACUCUGGGACUCUCUCACUUCCCAGAGCUCCUAGGCAAGCCAACUCUUGACAACCCUGAUGUUCUAGUGCUGAAGACUCACGUCAAUCUGAUGUGUGGUGGAGUUGCUGGAGCAAUUGCUCAAACUAUAUCAUAUCCACUAGAUGUUGCCCGGAGGAGAAUGCAGUUAGGUACGUCACUGCCUGAUUUUGACAAAUGUUGCAGCCUCACAAAAACUCUCAAGUAUGUGUACACCCAGUAUGGUGUCAAGAAAGGACUGUAUCGUGGCCUUUCCCUCAACUACAUCCGCUGUAUACCAUCACAAGCCGUUGCCUUCACCACUUAUGAGUUCAUGAAGCAAGUUCUUCACCUAAACUAGAACAAUCAGUGACUAAGCCUUAAAGAAACGAGUUGAAACGACCCCAGGAGACAUCACAGCAGCCCUGUCUGCCAUUCCAGUGACCAGUCAUCUGAAAUCCAGUUCUUACAAAACACCCACACAAACGGCAAACCUGUGGCUUUGCACAGCCCAGCAACAAUCACUAUGGAUACAGAGACAAAAGCUUGCUUUUCCGUUAUGUGUGGAUCAGAAACAACCGACACUGGAAAUCCCAUGGAAACCUGCAUCUGAAACUUGCUUGUAAGAAGCCAUCUCAUUUCAGUUUGAACAAUAUGCCUUAAUCUUUCACUCAUAUAAGCAAAACAUAGGUCGAUUUUACCUAUGUGGACAGUUUCCGUAGGUAUAUCUCAGUGCUUUUAACUAUGACUCAUGGCGUCAUUUUUUUUGUCAAAUAUGGAAGCUGAUUAUUCUUUGCUAAAUUUAAUUCAUAUGUAGCUUUAUAUUUCAGCAAAUCUAAGUCACCUCAAGUCUUAUUGACUGAUAUUUGUCUCUUUUAGUGAUAUUGAUGACUUUCCAAUGCAAUUCAGUAAUAUAGUGAAUGGAAGAGAGUGAACAUAAUGUCUGUGCACUAUUCAGUCAUGUUUGCAUGCCGACGUUACUGUCUCAAGUUUAAUAUCUGAUUGAUGCCUUACAGUGCAGGCAUCAUUUGAAAGCAGUCAAAUUAGAAUUUGUGUGGUGAUGAAUAUAUCACAGCUGAUAUGUAUAUGAAUCUUAAAUUAUUGUUCAAUGAUUUGUGAUGGGAACUACACGAGUCCCUUAAAUAGAAAAAAGACUUGCCUUUCCAUAUGCAAAGGAUCUGUCAAAGACAUGUCAAAUAAUUUUUUUUGCUUCGGUUAUGAAUACUAUAUUGGAGUAGCGCAUGUCAAAUACACUUUCACCAGGCCAGAUUAAAAUUAAUUAUUAUUAUUUUUUUAAAUAUAUAUAAAAUUGAGUUAUUGCCUUGUUUUGUUUUGUAUGGAAAUGUGCUCCCUCAUGGUUGCCUCAUUUUUCCUUCCUGUUGUAAAUUCUUGCUUUUUUGUUGUUGCCAUGUGGUGGCAGUGUUGCAGUGAAUCGAGUCCUUAAAUCUCUUUAAAUUUGACUUUUCGUGUACAUGUUGAUCAUUUAGCUGCAUGUGUUUCCAAAGAUGAAGGGGAACAUUUAUGUGCACAUGAGUACAUUCAACAGCGACUGAUACGGUUUUAUUAUUGAGUGAAUACAUGAGUAGUGAAGGUCAUGAUUCAUUGAUCACAUUUCAGGUUUAUUUGCACUAAAUGACAUCGAGCUGAAUCACUAGAAUGGGAGGUUUGUCUUAAACUUGUCUUUGCUGAUUCUUGAGAACUGUGGAGAAAGUUUGUCUUGCUGCUUUGGAUAAAUCGCCUUUAUUUAUUUGUAUUAUAUUGGCAUAAUGAAUGGAUAUUAUGUCAGAUUGAAAUGGUUAAUAGGCAUUGAACAAAUUAACAAUGAGGAUGCCUGUUUUGUACAUGUGAUUAUUAAUUUGUAUGUAUGCGUAGAUGAUCAUUAAAGAAAUGUAAACGUUAAACCAAUAUCUUUGGGAGUAAAAAUAAAGGCUUUUUUGUUUUGUGCUAGAGUUUA